UUUUCCUUAAGUUUUGUGAAGGCACAGCGAUUGCUCAUCUGCCAUAAGCUGGAAGAAACUAAUGAAAAAGCUUGGUGAGAUGGAAUCUGGAGAAUGCAGCUUUCUGGAGGGUGUGCCAUGCCUUUCCUUGACUUGCAGAAACGGCUGGGCAUUAGUCUAGAUCGUCAUUUACUAAUCCAGAAUGCUGAACAGCCCUUCAAGAUUCCAACAUUAUGCCAGGCUUUUGAAAAAGAAUGGAUAGAAUGUGCACAUGGAAUUGGUGGUAUCCGGGCGCAAAAAGAGUGCAGCAUAGAACUUGAUGAUUUCAAAGAAUGUUUGCUUCGGCAGAAAACAAUGAAACGCAUGUGGACCAUCCAGAAACAGCGGGAGAAGCUAAUAAAGGAAGGGAAGUACACCCCCCCACCUCACCACAUGGGCAAGGCAGAUCCCAGGCCCUGAUCACUGGAGGCUGAUUUUCAAGUUGUUUGUGUUCCACUGAAAAGGUUGUUCACUAAAAACCUCUUCAUCAAAAUGUGUAAAAAUAAAGGAUUUCUCCAUCUUG
This is a messenger RNA of Castor canadensis (American beaver), 541 nucleotides long. It is a transcript of the gene Ndufs5, whose product is annotated as NADH:ubiquinone oxidoreductase subunit S5. The record is from RefSeq and is a predicted model, not a curated record. NCBI's taxonomy places the organism in Eukaryota, Metazoa, Chordata, Mammalia, Rodentia, Castoridae. Gene Ontology annotation, biological process: mitochondrial respiratory chain complex I assembly. Gene Ontology annotation, cellular component: respiratory chain complex I.